AUGGUACUCGCACUUGCUGUGAUAGCUGAGCUCAAUGGAGUGACAGACCUCCGACCAAAUGAUACCGAAGAAUCCCCCUUCUUUUAUACCUUCAAGGUCCAAUGCACUUCCUGUCGCGAGACACAUCCCAACUUCGUCACUAUGAGUCGCUUUGAGACCCACGAAGUUAGCGGCAGUAGAGGCGAGGCGAAUUUUGUCUGGAAAUGCAAGAAUUGUAAGAGGGAACAUUCCGCAAAUGUCAAGGCUGCGCCAGCUUCAUAUCCACAAUCAGAUCCCCCAAAGACCCAGAACAUAUUAGAGUUCGACUGCAGAGGUCUUGAAUUUGUAGAGUUCAGAGCUGAUGGUGAAUGGCUCGCUACUGGACUCGAAUCGAAUACGAAGUUCUCCGGUAUCGAUCUCAAUGAAGGGGAAUGGUUCGAUUAUGACGAAAAGGCAGGGGAGGAGGUCAGCAUCACGAAUGUGAAGUGGGAGGUGCGAAGAGCAUGA
Molecule: messenger RNA, 486 nt
Organism: Aaosphaeria arxii CBS 175.79
Lineage: Eukaryota; Fungi; Ascomycota; Dothideomycetes; Pleosporales
Product: DUF866-domain-containing protein
Exons: 4
Coding region: 1-486 (161 amino acids)
Molecular function (GO): zinc ion binding
Source: RefSeq, a predicted model, not a curated record